Molecule: messenger RNA, 3033 nt
Organism: Aspergillus chevalieri
Lineage: Eukaryota; Fungi; Ascomycota; Eurotiomycetes; Eurotiales; Aspergillaceae
Gene: FIG4
Product: phosphatidylinositol-3,5-bisphosphate 5-phosphatase
Exons: 1
Coding region: 1-3033 (1010 amino acids)
Biological process (GO): phosphatidylinositol dephosphorylation
Cellular component (GO): intracellular membrane-bounded organelle
Molecular function (GO): phosphatidylinositol-3,5-bisphosphate 5-phosphatase activity
Source: RefSeq, a predicted model, not a curated record
AUGGAGAGCUUUGACGAGGUAUCCCGCGCCCGGGAUCCUCAGGAGGAGUGCGUUGCGGUCAACAAUGAUCCCUCCAGAACCCCGUCCGUCACAGAUGGCAAUGCGCCAAAGUCGAUAUCGGGGCCUUCCAUCGCAACUUCAGAUACCUCUGUUCUAUCCUCUAUGGCAAACAAGGCACCUACAGAAAAAGAAGGCUCAGCACAUCCAGAGGAUCCACAGCAAGAGAUCUUCAAGCCGUCUCCGGACCCUUCGCCGUACGCCCCGUCAACAUAUGAUUCCUCUACUGGGAUACAGAUGAGUGAGGACGAAGGCGCUGGUGGGGAGGAUGAAGAGCCCCAUAUUGCGACGUCUUUUCAGCGAGAUUCAACACCAACUUCGGCUCAGAGGCGACUAUCCGUGUUCUAUGAUACUGGGAGUGAAAAUAUCAACCGCAUGCAUAAGUUCUCUCUAUACGAAACUGCUAGUCGAUUUUAUAUGGUUGGAAUGGAUUUGUCGGACACCCGGUUCCGGAUAUUGAAAAUCGACCGGACAUCAGAAACCGGCGAUUUGAGCGUCGCAGAAGACGACAUUGUUUAUAACAAGCGGGAAAUGAGCCAGCUGUUGGAUGCCAUUGAUGAUGGGAAUAAGAGUUCUGGGGGACUAAAGUUGAAAUGCAGUGCAUGGGCCUUGCUAGGAUUCAUCCGCUUUACCGGCGCGUACUACAUGCUCCUUGUGACAAAAAGAAGCCAGGUUGCUAUGUUAGGAGGCCAUUACAUCUACCAAGUUGAUGGGACAGAACUUAUCUCCUUGACAACCUCAAAUUUGUCGAAAAUCAAACCGGAGAAGAACCACGAAGAGGCCCGGUAUAUUGCAAUUUUGAACAACCUCGACCUCACCCGCUCGUUUUACUUCAGCUACUCCUACGACAUCACCCGAACACUGCAACACAACAUCUGCCGCGAACGCAAGGCAAACCAGGACGGGCGGCCCGGUAGUUAUCCUCAAGAUUACAAUACGAUGUUCAUAUGGAAUAACCAUCUCCUCGAUCCGGCGCUGUCAAACCUCAAACGACCAUGGGAAUGGUGCUUACCAAUUAUCCAUGGUUAUGUCGACCAAGCAAAGCUUUCGGUGUAUGGACGACACGUCUACAUCACGAUCAUUGCUCGUCGGUCUCGGUUUUUCGCAGGAGCCCGGUUCUUGAAGCGCGGUGCUAACGAUGUGGGAUAUGUCGCCAAUGAUGUUGAGACUGAGCAGAUUGUAUCAGAACAGGCGGCAACAUCCUUUCAUUCGCCAGGUCCGGGGCUCUAUACAAAUCCCCUGUACACAUCCUAUGUCCAGCACCGUGGAAGCAUUCCUCUUUACUGGACUCAGGAGAAUUCCGGCGUCUCUCCAAAGCCGGACAUCGAACUGAAUCUGGUGGACCCCUUCUACUCUGCAGCGUCUCUGCAUUUUGACAACCUGUUUGACAGGUACGGUGCGCCGAUUUACGUUCUGAAUUUGAUCAAAGCGAGAGAGCGAACGCCGCGAGAAUCCAAACUUCUGAAAGAGUACACCAAUGCGAUCAAUUAUCUCAACCAAUUCCUUCCAAAGGACAAGAAGAUCAUCUACAAGCCAUUCGAUAUGAGCCGGGCUUCUAAAAGUCGCGACCAGGAUGUUAUUGCGACACUCGAAGAUAUUGCAGGCGACAUAGUUCCCAAGACCGGAAUCUUCAAGAACGGCUAUGACGUAGAAUCGGGUCUGCAAUUACAAAACGGUAUUGCAAGGACCAACUGCAUCGACUGUCUUGACCGUACCAAUGCCGCUCAGUUUGUGGUUGGGAAACGCGCACUUGGCCAUCAACUCCAUGCUCUAGGUAUCAUCGAGGGCACGACCGUGGAGUAUGACACUCAUGCUGUUAACCUCUUCACGACGAUGUGGCAUGACCAUGGUGACACGAUUGCCAUCCAAUAUGGCGGGUCACAUCUAGUCAACACCAUGGCGACAUACCGCAAAAUAAACCAGUGGAGCAGCCACUCGCGAGACAUGGUGGAAAGCUUCAAGCGAUAUUAUAACAACUCAUUCCUGGAUGCUCAGCGUCAAGAAGCAUACAACCUCUUUCUCGGCAAUUACAUUUUCUCUCAGGGACAACCAAUGUUAUGGGAUCUCUCUACGGACUACUAUUUGCACCACGCAGAUCCGCGGUCCUGGUCAAAUAGAAAGCGACCGAACUAUAUCUGUUGGUAUACGCCGGAGAAUCUGAAACAGAAAGAGCUACCACCUGCGCCCCAGAGGCCGAAGGAGCCUUUAUCGUGUUAUGAUGAUUACUGGCUAGAAUAUUAUCGACCGCUAGCCAUCUCAUCGUUCCCAAAGAUCUUCUCUUAUAGACUUAAUACCAACAAGCAUCGAUGCCCACCCCUCCGCCCCGGUCUCAGUCCAUUCGACGUCUGGAUCCCACACGAACAAGUCAACCGCGAGCGACACCCACAACGAGGCGUCAAAAUCCAAGAACCGUCCGACGACUCCAUGCAAACGAACACAUCAGAAUCCCAAAAAAACUGGCAAUACCAACAACCCUCCGCCGAAAAAUGCCCUCCAGCAGGCGGCAUCAUGAAAGAACCCCGCCCAGCCACCAAAACCUCCCCAUCCUACGAAUCCCAAUUACAGCCUCAACUACCCUCAACACCCAGCAAAGCCCAAAUCGCGCAAUGGACGCUCGGCCAACUCGUAACAGACUCUUUAAACCCCUCCGUCAAACCCGCCGAAGCGGAGGAAUACGCCCGCUACAUCAACCAUCCCCUCAAAGUGCCCCUUGUCGUGACCUCUGAAGAUGAGUUGAUCGCUCGUGAGAAAGGAGGGUCGAGUUUGGAUUUGCUCGAGUAUGCGAAUACGUGUAAUGUUGAGGAGGGGACGUUGGAGGCGAAUGCGGAACAGAAUGUGGAGGAUUAUUUGGAGUUUUUGGACGUUUCGGAGAGUGGGAUUUCGGUUGCUAAGGAGGAUUAUGAGAAGAAGAGGUACAAGAGGUAUCGGCAGUGGUUGAGGGGGAAGAGCCUGUUCAAGCAGAGAGUGGAUUUGUAG